Carya illinoinensis is the source of this 978-nucleotide messenger RNA. Its product is annotated as F-box protein GID2-like. Gene Ontology annotation, cellular component: SCF ubiquitin ligase complex. The transcript has a single exon. NCBI's taxonomy places the organism in Eukaryota, Viridiplantae, Streptophyta, Magnoliopsida, Fagales, Juglandaceae. The record is from RefSeq and is a predicted model, not a curated record. The coding region runs from base 248 to 790 and encodes 180 amino acids. Gene Ontology annotation, biological process: gibberellic acid mediated signaling pathway; regulation of gibberellic acid mediated signaling pathway. Gene Ontology annotation, molecular function: protein binding.
AACGGUUGAAUUCGAGAAGGAAUCGAAGGGCAUUGAUUUCUCGUCUUGUCGUCUUCGAACCCCACCAAAAACACAAGCAGGUGCCUACUCCCCCUACACCCAAACCCUCCAUCGGAAUACACACUUCACAUGGCCCCAACUCCUUUUUACUUUACCCUUUCUUACUUCUAAUUCUUCGCUUUUAUCUAUCUUUUUCUUCUUCGGUACUGAUCCCAGAGCCCAAAUCUACACAAUCGAAGCGAUAGCUAUGAAGCGUGCACUCGCAGCUAGUGAAUCUAUGGAGGGUGCUGGGGAAGACAAGAAGAUGAAGAAGAUUAGAGUUGAGGAAGAGGAAGAAGGGGAAAUUGGAAGUGGGUUUGUGAAUCUGGAUGAAAAUCUGCUGUACGAGGUGUUUAAACACGUUGACGCGAGGACGCUGGGUGCGGCGUCGUGCGUGAGCAAGCUUUGGCACCGGACGGCGCAGGAUGAGCGUCUCUGGGAACUGAUUUGCACCAGGCACUGGGCUAACAUCGGCUGCGCCAAUCAUCAGCUCCGAUCCGUGGUCCUCGCUCUCGGGGGAUUCCGUCGCCUCCACUCCCUUUACAUCUGGCGUCUCUCCAAGCCCCAAUCGUCAGCCGGCUCGUCGUCGUCUUCCUCUUCAUCGGCUUCACCAUCGUCUUGGGCGUCUUUCCCGUCGAUGAUCGGAUCGAAGCCGCCGAUUCGUUGGGGAAAAGAUGAGGUCAAUCUCUCGCUGUCACUCCUCUCCAUUCGCUACUACGAGAAGAUGAAUUUCAAGAAUGGAGGCAGAUGAUUUCAACUAUCCAUGAAUAUUUCAAAUUUCACUGUUCCUUUUCUUGGUUAAUUCUCAGCGUUUUGAUUUCUUUUCGUCGUCCGGAUUUACAUGGAUAUAUUUCUUUAGAUCUGUAUGCUUGCUACGUUUCAUAAUUUCCUUGUUGACUUCCUGUGUGUAAAUGGAAAUGCAAUCGUUAAAUCCGUGCA